Hyaloscypha bicolor E is the source of this 1878-nucleotide messenger RNA. RefSeq lists its product as uncharacterized. The record is from RefSeq and is a predicted model, not a curated record. The transcript is spliced from 4 exons. Lineage: Eukaryota; Fungi; Ascomycota; Leotiomycetes; Helotiales; Hyaloscyphaceae. The coding region runs from base 1 to 1878 and encodes 625 amino acids.
AUGGCUGCACCGCAAAAUAAGGACAAGCAGUCGCUGUCUGCUUGUAAGAAUAAAGCUGGGGCAAGCUGUGAAGGUAACGAGCAAGCGUAUAACUUUCGAUUUGUCGAGGUUGGCGAGCCAUCUCAAGGUGGCGAGGAUACUAGGUCUACUAUUCGAUCUCAUGUCAUGCGUGACUACUAUGAGAAAAAGGGCAAUCGUCGGCAACCCGAUACCAUCCCGGAACUAAGCCCAGCUACCUCCCAAAAGGAGGGGGUAUUGCAGCAAAACCAUAGAUUUAAAGUCGGUCCAGAGGGGUUGCAAGAAGUGAAGGCGGGGCGCAAGAAAAGUAAGGGCACAUCGAGAACUAAGAAAGUAACAAAUGAAGCCACAAACAUCUCUGAGCCUGAGGGCAGUCAAGUCCACCCCCACUCGAUUUCACGGGCAACUCCUUCUCACCAGCCCGAACCACCCGCUUUUGCCAUUUCAGACCACUGGCAUGAACAGGAAGAGGGAGAAACUUCGGAGUAUGGGUGGGGGCCAGCUGCCGCCCCUGAUACCGGUAUUGCAAUCGGCGAUGCACUGCUUCCGCCGCAAUGCGAGGAGGACAGCCGAAACAUCGCACCUCCCAAGAAGAUUUACUCGGUAUCAGGAGUGAUAGAUCCCUUCAACGCACUACCUAUAUUGUGCGUUCCUCGCACCGAGCACUUGCUACAUCAUGCAGCGAGAGGAAUCCUUUCCUCAAGGGUCAUGGGGCCACUGCGGACUAAAUGGCUGGCGUUAGCGACUUCAGACCGAGCCUUCUUCCAUGUAGCACUGUCGCAUUACGCUGGCAAUUAUGGACUCUCACGAUCAGAAAAGGAUCCAAUGGAAGCAAUACGCUUUAGGAUGGAAGCAAUGAAGAUCAUCAACGAAAGAUUGGCGGUAGUCAAGACCGCUCUGACUGAUGGAACACUUGGAACAGUCGCGAGUUUAGCAAGCUAUGAGGCUACAAACGGUAGCAUUUCCAAUAUUCGAACACAUUUGAAGGGGCUUCAAAGAAUGGUUGACGUGCGCGGCGGUCUUCAAGAACCAAACAUAAACCCAUACGCCUUGCGCUUGAUAUUAUGGGCCGACUUAAACUGUGCUAUUGCUAUGGGGAGAGACCCCCUAUUUCCCGGCCACGAAAAUGAUUGGACUGGACAUUUAUUAUGUCACUAUGGUUCGAUUUCCGAAGAAUUGUCGAAUGAACAUCCGAGCAGAUCAUACAUGAGUAGAGAGACGGAUGUGGAAACAUUGAACCUGGCACUCAACCAAAACUUCGAGAGCUUGAGACGAUUGGCCCAGAUGAACAGAGACACAGAGCCUAUCAGCGUCGACAAGGAAGAGAGCAAAAGAGACAGCGACACUCUCUAUCGGUCAGAAAGGAGUCUCCUAGUGCUCUCUCAUAUCUGGGGGCCACGAAAAUUCGUCACCUCAGGGUGCCUUGCAGCCAUAAUAUAUACUGACAACCAGCUCCGUGGCAUCAACUUCAGAGCUCAGAUUAUGGAAAGAGUCGUCGAAAGACUCAAGCUCUCUAUCGGUGUGGUUCUGAGCAACAUUUCCCAGCAUGAUCUGAACGAAAAUGCUGCCAGAGCUGUACUGUGGGCUCUGGUUGUCGGUACAAUUGCUUCUGACAUUCGACCCUGUCGAGGAUGGUUCGUCGAACGGGUAGUCGAUUUCUGCGAUGCUCUUGACUUGCAAACUUGGGAAGAGAUAGAGAGGAUUUUAAAAGGAUUUCUUUGGCCACCGGCAUGGUACACGCAGGGUCUCAUCCUGUGGAACGAGGUCGAGGAGAACCGGCUGAUGAAAUACACGACGUUUCCUGAAGACUCAGUUGCCGACAAUAGCGGUGCGGAACGAGGUGUUCUUGAGUGGUUCUAA